This is a messenger RNA of Tribolium castaneum (red flour beetle), 1815 nucleotides long. Its product is annotated as excitatory amino acid transporter 3. The transcript is spliced from 6 exons. Bases 337 to 1779 code for a protein of 480 amino acids. Gene Ontology annotation, biological process: L-glutamate transmembrane transport. The record is from RefSeq and is a predicted model, not a curated record. Gene Ontology annotation, cellular component: plasma membrane. Gene Ontology annotation, molecular function: L-glutamate transmembrane transporter activity; glutamate:sodium symporter activity; neutral L-amino acid transmembrane transporter activity. Lineage: Eukaryota; Metazoa; Arthropoda; Insecta; Coleoptera; Tenebrionidae.
CGUCCAGUGAAACGAACAAUUACCUCAAACUAACCAUUUUCCUGAUUGCAAGACAAUCAGUGAGGUUUUUGAUGCGGUAAAAGUGUUCGAGAUUCGGUAAGUGAAGUGAAAAAAUCCCCACAGAUGCAAUAAUAGCAACAGUAUAACUUCGUCACUUUUCUCUCGCGCGAUUAGUGUUUCGCAAAUUGUCAUUAAAGGUAAUUCAUAUGAAUACCUCCGACGUUAAAUUACACUGCAAGAUAAGUGAUAUUGUGUUUAAUCUCGCUAAUCCCGCCAACUUUUGGACGACAUUCUCGGCCGUGCUCUAGUUAACUUUCAGCUCCAAGCCGUGCAACAAUGUCCCAAAUCACCGAAACCAAACCCGAAAACGGCGCCAUAGACCUAGAAGACGUCCAAAUCGACGGCGAAAAACCACAAAAGCCCAACAAAUGGCUCGCGUGCUUAAAGACAAACUUUCUGACUUUGGCCACCGUUGGCGGGGUUGUUUGUGGUAUAAUUGUGGGGAUUAUUCUGAAAGAAAGCGUGGGUUCGUUCACGAAAAGGGAAGUGAUGUAUGUGAGCUAUGUCGGUGAUGUUUUUUUGCGAAUGCUCAAAUCCCUGAUUAUUCCACUGAUUGUUUCUUCGCUGGUGUCCGCUAUUGCCAGUCUGGAUUUGUCCCUUUCUGGACGAAUAGCUGCAAGAGCUAUAGCUUAUUAUUUGACGACGACUUUCAUGGCUGUGGUUUUGGGAAUUGUGUUGGUAGCGUCCAUCCAGCCGGGGUCAAGCCAUGGGGGUGACAGCAGUAGUGAUAUCAACACGAGUGCUGUUCAGAGAAAUGUGACCACGGUUGACACUCUCCUGGAUUUGGUUAAAAAUAUGUUCCCGCCCAACGUCAUUCAAGCAUGUACACAACAGUACCGCACCAAUUUGGUACCUCCCAGCAAAACCCCCAACGAAACAGAUUUAUACAAAUGGGACAUCCAAGAAGAACUUGUAAACGGAACAAACAUUUUGGGCUUGGUAGUAGUUGCCAUCGUCGUCGGCAUAGCUCUUGCCCAACUGGGAGAAGAAACCAAAACUUUAGCCAAUUUUUUCCACAAUUUAAUGGCCCUCUCUAUGAGAAUCACAACGUGGAUCAUAAGACUAUCACCUGUCGGUAUCUUGUUUUUGGUCACAGCUAAAAUAAUGGAGAUGGAGGAUAUGGCAAUGGUGUUGAGUCAGCUAGGAUUGUAUUUUGCAACAGUAAUGGCAGGCCUUCUCAUUCAAGGAUUUGUUGUUUUACCUUUGAUAUAUUUCGUUCUGACCAGGAAGUCUCCGAUCACAUACUUGGUUAAUAUGAGCCAGGCUGUCGCCACAGCGUUUGGGACCGCUUCUAGUUCGGCCACCCUUCCGAUUACAAUCCAAUGUCUGGAAGAAAAGAAUGGAAUUGAUCCAAGAGUUGCACGGUUUGCAUUACCAAUUGGUGCAGCCAUAAAUAUGGAUGGUACGGCACUGUAUGAAGCCAUCGCUGCAAUUUUUAUUGCACAAGUGCGAGGAGUAGACUUAUCAGUUGGUAGUUACAUAGCUAUAAGUAUAACUGCAACUGCUGCCAGUAUAGGGGCUGCUGGAAUUCCACAAGCGGGUCUUGUUACCCUUGUUAUGGUCUUAGACACCGUGGGACUUCCUGCGGAAGAUGUGUCCUUGAUAUUGGCUGUUGACUGGCUUUUAGAUCGUUUUCGAACGGCCAUUAAUGUAAUGGGAGAUGCAUAUGGUGCUGGUGUUGUCCACCACAGAAGUCACAAAGAACUCCAAAAUUUAUAAAUUGACACAUUUAGGCCUAAUAAAUAUUUACGUACA